AUGAGCUUCGCGGCCCUCUCCCCCGCGGCCCCCGAGCCUCCGUCCCCGAUGGUGACCUCCGUCACCCCGACUCUGGACCCCUGCACCUCCACCUGCCCCGAUGCCGGCGGCCCCGCCCCUCUCAGCCCGGACGGGGCCUCGUCGCCCGGCCCGGGCCCCAGCAGGUGUGACCUCACUGGGGGAGGAGCUCACCUGGGGAGAGACCCCUGCCAGAGGUCACAGAAACCUCCGCCCCUCCACACCGGAGCCGACUGGAAGGUGGUCCUCCACCUGCCGGAGAUCGAGACGUGGCUGAGGGCGACCGGCGACCGGGUCACGCAGCUCGCUCACUCUGUGGGGCAAGACGGCGCCAACAGACACGUGGACGUCCACCUGGUGCAGCUCAAGGACGUCUGUGAGGACAUCUCGGACCAUGUGGAGCAGAUCCACGCCCUGCUGGAGACCGAGUUCUCCCUGAAACUGUUGUCCUACUCCGUCAACAUCAUCGUUGACAUCAGGACGGUGCAGCUGCUGUGGCACCAGCUGAGGGUCUCGGUUCUGGUCCUGAAGGAGCGGCUGCUGCAGGGCCUACAGGACUCCAACGGAAACUACACCCGGCAGACCGACAUCCUGCAGGCCUUCAGCCAGGACCAGCACCAGACUCGCCUGGACGCUCUGACGGAGGUGGACGACUGCGGCCAGCUGACCAUCCGCUGCAGCCAGGACUACUUCUCUCUGGACUGCGGCAUCACCGCCUUCGAGCUGAGUGACUACAGCCCCGGUGACGAGGCCGAGGCGCCGGGAUACGAGCGCGUGGACGAGGACGAGGACGCCGACGAGGACGAGGACGAGGCCUCCCGCGAGCUCGAAGGCCCAAAUCCGGAGCCGGGAUCAGAGAAGGGCGAAGGAAUCCGCCUCUCAAACCACGAGCACCACAGCAGUUUACCCGAACUCGCCACCAACCUCAACCGCUCUCCCUCGGCGAUGCUACCCACGAUGCAGUGCGGCACGCCCGACAACCCCGGUGAGAGCGCGAAGCGCCCCCUGCAGGGCGCGAGCCACAGCGCCGAGGCGUCGCCCACGGAGCCGUCGCUUCCCAAGAGAGCCGCUCUGUUCUCGGACGGGCCGACCAGGGCGGAGGACUCGAGGGACGGUCCGGGGGGGCUCCAGUUCCAGGCCGAGCUGAGUCGGAGCACCCCGUCCCUCAUGGAUCCUCCGGACCGCUCCAAGUUCUGGUUGGAGCUGGACCCGGUUUACCCGGAACACGUUUCACAGUCCUACGAGAGUCUGCAGAUCAUGAACGGACGGAACCUCCAGAGAAACCACUUGAGCUCCAAGACCGCCGGCGCCCCCCCGCCUCUCCGAGACCCGGCGUCUCCGGAUGACACAACCAGACGGAUGAGGACCCGGAGGGAGACCCGAGCACACAGUGGGGGGGGCGACUCCGACUCCUCGGCGCCCUCCCCGUUGAGGGAGCAGUUCCUCUCCUCAGACCUGGAGGCGUCCGGAGAGGAGUCCGACCCCCGACCGCGACCCGGCAAGACGGCGGUCUGGAUCGUGAGGCGCCACCAGAAGGGCGCCCAGGGUUCCCCCGGAGCCAGCCCGGACCGGGAGCACUGGUACGGGUCGGAGGAGUUCCUCGCCCUCCCCGCUCAGCUGCGUAAGACGGAGCUGCUCGCCAUGAAGCUGGAGAGCCUGGCCCAGUCCGUCCCUCUGAGGCCCGGCGACUGCGACUCUACCCAGGAGGCUUUGCAGGAUGUGGACGACUGGGAUUUGACAGACUGGGACGCCGGGGACGACGUGCCUUGUCUUCUGCCCCCGCUGCUUCCUUACAGACGAAACCUGGUCAGCCGCUUCAGCUCCACCUCCUCCAGCGACUUUGCUCCCUCGUUGGACGAGAGCAUGGAGUCCGGUCCGUUGAGCGGCCUGCAGUCCGAAGACGACGACGGGCGGAGGUCCGCGGAUCGCCGCGCGGUGGCGGCGGCGCCGGCGCCCCCGGUGGACGCGCGCGGAGGUGCGACCCUCGUGCAGCAGCUGCUGGAGGACAUUCAGAGUCAGGACAACGACCCGGACAUCUGGAGGAAGAUAGAGUGUUUCGUGCAGCAGUUGGACGGGUUCAUCUCGUGGCUGCAGGAGUCGUUGGACAGCACAGACAACUGGACGCAGCCCAGACAGGAGCUGGACAGCCUGAGGGCGUACCUGGACACACACCUGAGUUUCAAGCUAAACGUGGACGGUCACGGCGCUCUGAAGGAGAGUGUGAUGGAGGAAGGCAGAGCCCUGCUCAUCAUCAUCACCUCCCACCAAUCAGGUCUGAAGGAUAUCCUCCACAUGGUUUCCAGCCAAUGGGAUCAGCUCCAGCGGCAGAUCCGGCGCCAACAUGGCUGGAUGCUCCGCGCCCUCCGCUGCAUCCAGGCCCGCCUCCUCUACUCCGGCCAAUCGCACGAGCCCCUCGGGGCCUCGGCGGACGCGUCGGCCAAUCGGACGGCUCCGUGCCCUGCGGACGACAUCAAGGCUGAGCUGAUCCCGGGUCAGUGUGAAGCCCAGCGAGCCGCCCUGGCGGAGCAGAUGGCCGUGAAGCUGAGCAGCCUGCACUACCCCUCGUCGGCCAGCAGGAGGCACUACAGUCAGCUGGCGAGGAACAACAGUCUGCAGGAGUUCGAAGCCGAGUACCAGGAGCUCUGGGAUUGGCUGAUGGACAUGGACGCCAUGGUAACGGACAGCCACCAGCUGAUGAUGUCAGAGGAGCAGAGGCAUCACCUGUUCAAGAGCAGCCACGCCGAGCUCACGGCCAUGGAGAGCAGGAAGACCAGCCUGCUGGGCCGGGCCGAGUCCCUGAAGAGGAGCGGCUCCGAGCUGCCCGACAACUUCCACCGCAACAUACACAACCUGACGCACACGUGGAGGCAGCUGGAGAAGAUCCUCUCGGAGCAUUCGUCCACCGGCUCGUCCUCCCAGCCGGCGGCGGGCGCGGCCUCCUCGCUGCCGGGCGGCGGCGCCCCCGAGGGCCCCCGCUCCGCCCUCUCGCCGCUCACCAACUCGCUGCUGGAGCAGCUGGAGGCGCGCAUCAAGGAGCUGAAGGCCUGGCUGAGAGACACCGAGCUCCUCAUCUUCAACUCCUGCCUGGGACGAGACAAAGACGCCUCGGAGCAGCUGCUCAGCUUCAAGUCUCUGUGUUCGGAGGUGCGAGCCCGACGCCGAGGAGUCGCCUCCGUUCUGAAACUCUGCCAGAAGCUUCUGCAGCAGAGCCAGUCGGGCCCCAUGGCGGAGGUGGGCCCAGAGGCGGAGCAGCACCGGGAGGCCCUGCAGCUGCUGUCAAUCAACCUGGAGAGGAGGUGGGAGGCGAUCGUGAUGCAGGCGCUGCAGUGGCAGAACAGACUGAAGCGGGAGCUGGGAGAGAAGCAGGUUCUCGGGAGCGUUCUGGAACCGGGUCUAGUGGACCUCCACCAGAUCAGUCCGGUCCCGGCCGGUCCGGCGGCGGCGCCCGACGACUCCUGGGAGUGGGACGAGACGGACAUGACGAUCACGGAGCUGGAGCCACGAGGAGCGCCGGAACCCGACCUCGCGCACCACCUCCCCUCAGAGCCUUCGGACCGCAUCCCGUCCAGCGGGAAUCGACCCCGCGGUCCUGAGCCCACGUCCCGUACGAGGGCCGCGUCCCAAACUCUUCCCCCGAGCAACUACAACAACGUCUACCAGGUGUACAGCCUCCACAGCGUGGAGCUGUACAGGCAGCCUCGGUUCCCUCGCGCCUCCUCCUCGCCGCACAAAUCCAAAUCGGGAACGCAGAAGCAGCAACUUCUGCUGAAGAGCCUGAGUAAGGACUCCUCCUUCUCCUCCGUCGAAUCCCUCCCGGACCUCCUGGGAGGUCCCGCGUCAAACAUGGAGGACAACGGAGCCGUCGGAUCCCGGGACGGGGAGAGCGAGAGCGGCAGAGGGAGCUCCGGCCAGUCGGCGAGCGAGAGCGGCAUCGUUAGCGACACGGAGACGCCGAUGAACUCUGAGAUCCUCAGGGAGGAGGAGGAGGAGGAGGAGGAGGGAAAGAAUCCGAGGAAGUGCAACCAAAGAACCAAGAAAGAGGAGGGUGUGAAGGAGAAAGGAAAGAGGAGGGAUGAGAGCAGGAGAAACAGAGAGGAGGACAAAAGAAGGAGGCACAGGAGGGGAGGAGGUGAGGCGGUGGAGAUCCUGAUCAACGGGCGAGGAAUCCUUACUCCUGCCGUCUCGGACUCUGACUUUGAGGUGGGCGGAGUCGGCGUGGACUCCUUUGCGCCUCCUCCUGCUCUCGGCCGCCAGGCGUCCAGCCCCGCGGCGUCUCAGGGCUCCUCCUUGGAGUCCCUGCUGGCUCUGGGCGGAGAGUUAUUCCCCUCCAAAGAGCAGCUGCACCGUAGCGCCUCUCUGGAGAGCUGCCUGGCCCCGUGGCGCAGCGCCGACGAGACCGGCGGCAGCCCGGCCAGCCUCGGGGACCUGGACCCGGGGCGGAGCCGAGACCUGAAUGAAGCGGGAGGGAACCGCGGAGAACCGUCCUCCGGGGAGCUCAGCCGGAGAACCCUCGACCUCCUGAAGCGCCUGGAGAACAUCCAGAGUCCUCUGGAGGCGAAGAUGACCCGCAGCGUGUCCGACAUGACGCUUCGGAGCGGCUCCCUGCAGCGGAGCCGGAUCCCCGCCUCGCCGUCUCUCGGCGGGCGCCACGUCCCCCUCUGCGGGGUUUCGGGCCCCUCGCGGCGAGGCCCGCCGUCCCUGAUCAACGAGAGCUCGGCGACGGCGUCGCUGACGGAGCUGAGCAGCGCCGAGGACUCGUCCCUGGGCUCCGAAGACUUCGCGAUGCUCCGAAACCGCCGCCGCCUCUUUCCGGAUCCCGCCGCCGCGGCGCCCAACGCCAACUCGGGCUCCUGCAGGAAACGCUGCCACGGAAACGGCCGAGGAGGCCACGGCAUGGACGAGGCGGACGCGGCGAGCUUGAGCCUGCUGGUGAACGUCUCGUGCACGUCGGCGUGCACGGACGAAGACGAGGACGACAGCGACCUCCUGUCUUCCUCCACGCUCACGCUCACCGAGGAGGAGCUCGGCGUGCGGGACGGGGAGGACGGAGGCGGGGAGCGGUUGAGCGGCGCCUCCUCCGGUAACGACGAGGACGAGGACGAAGAGGGGAUGGAGGGGUCUUACGUCCUGGGGCUGGAGUACAUGAAGAGGGAGCUGCAGAGCUGGAUCCGGUCUCCUCGCACCUCCUCCUCCUCGAAAACGGAGGCGGUCCUCCGGGACGAGCUGCAGUGUGGGACCACCUUCACCUCCUCCCCUCAGAACAAGGAGCGGCUGCGCUUCCAAAACCACAACGAAACGAAAAGAGACGAGAAGGAGGAAGAGGAGAACCGGAGGAACGCGACGAGAAGCUACAUCAGCCAGUUCGUGGACGACGUGGAGAACGGCAACGUGGACCAGAGCUGCUUGAAGGGGAAAGACGAGGACGACGAGCUCCUCCGGGAGGAGUCGAGCGUGUUCACGAAGAAAGGGGAGCUGCUGAGGGAGUCCUACGCGUUCGCCAAGGCGGCGCGCGACGCCGCCGGCGACUCCGUCGUGAAAACGGAAUCCGGCCAGGCGAAGACGCUCUCCUCGUCGCCGUCCCGCGAGCUCCUCCCCUUCCUGUCCAAACGAGCCUCCUCUUUGGUGGGGCAGCUGCGAGGGGAGCUGCCCUGCCACAGCUCCUCCUCCUCCCUCCCCUCGCCGCCGUCCCUCUCGCCCGUCGAGGACUGCAGAUCCCACGAUGCAUUGCGCGGCGGGGCGCGGAAGGCCAUCACCAGCCAGGAGAAGUUCAAGUUCUCGUCUUUUGUGACGGAGGAGACGAGGAGGGAGGUGAGAGGCAAAGAGUCGUCCCUGCCUCCCAAAAAGAGGCACAGCUCUCACCCGUCCUGCUGCGGCCACCUCCCCUCCCCCUCCUCCUCCCCCUCCUCCCCCUCCUCCCUGCAUCCACGCCGCGUCGACAAGAAGGAGAACGUGCACGACUUCGUCAUGGAGAUCAUUGACAUGACCUCCCUGGCGCUGAGGAGCAAAGAGAAUCGUCCCGAGGAGCCGAGCCGGACCGACUUCCCCCCGGACCCGAGUCCUGCGUCGCUGACCCAGAUCAGAGACAAGGUCCUGGAACACUCCCACCGGCCUCUCCACCUGCGCAAAGGCGACUUCUACUCCUACCUGUCCCUCUCCUCCCACGACAGCGACUGCGGCGAGGUCAUCCAGUGCUCCGAGGAGGACAAGAGCUCCUCCCCGGCGCCGUACAGCCUCCCGUCGUACGCCACGCCCACGCGGGGCCUCCUCCUCCGCAGCAGCAGCAGCAGCCCCGAGCCGGACGACCUCCGCGCCCUGGGUCCGUCGCUGCCCCCGAGCCCGGACUUCAGGGACGAGGAGACCCUGUUCGCCGCCUGCACGGAGGAGGUCUACCUGGGCCCGCCUCUCUGCUACAGCAUGGCGCUCACCAAGAAACCGCGGCGGCUCCCGCAGGCGGAGGGGAAGGAGGACGCGGAGCGCGUGUCCUUCUCGGACCCCGACUACGAGCCGGAUGACGGUUUCGCUUACUCGCCUCGUUCCGGGCCAGGCGAUAGUCUGACCCACCUGUCUCCCUCGGAGGAGUUCGCGUCGCCCGGAGUCCGGGUUCACCCGUACUUCCAAGCAUCCACGAAGGAAACGCGCAGCUCCUCCUCUCCUUUCCUGGAGCCUUGUUACAGCUCUCUCUCCACCUCCUCCCUCCGGGGGCUCGGCUCCAUCCCGUCUCCUCCUCCUCCUCCUCCUCCUCCUCCUCCUCCUGCCGUGUCCUCUGGCGGCGAGGAAGAGCGGCGAGGUGAGGACCCGUCCCUCCUCUGUGAUGUCGCUGGAGGAGAAGCCGCGGCCGCCGCGAGUGUCGGCGCGCCGCGGGAGGAGAGCAGUCGUAAUGAGGGGCCUCCUUAUCUUAAUCCCCGGGCGCGUGUCGCCCCGAUAGACUCCUCCGCAGCCGAAUGUUUGGCAGAUACUAAAACGCUCAAAUCCAAUAUGGGCGCCGUAAUGACCAAGAUAAGUGUCUGCGGCUCCGCUACAAAUCCCUCAAAAGAGCCAGCCGCCGCCGCCGCCGCCGCCACGCGUAUUAAUCCCAAAAUUAACUGCUCUGCGAUGAGGGAGGCAGAUAGGGAGGCGAGGGGGAGGCGAGGGGAGUCGGAUGCUCGGCGGGGGCGGAGCGGCUCGCAGCAGGAAGCAAAGGCAGCGGCGCCGAAGCAGGCAGCCGCCGGUCGCGCCGCCAGAAUCGCACAAACCUCGGCUCGGGGUCCCGCCUCCAGAACCAAGACGGCCCGAAGACCCCCUGGACUGGGACCAGGAACCUCCAGGAUCCAGCUGUAAGGAGCUCCCUGCACCUACCUCCUCCCCCGCUGAGCUGAUCUCCAUCUCCCUGGCUGCCCCCAC
Cyclopterus lumpus (lumpfish) is the source of this 7398-nucleotide messenger RNA. RefSeq names its product A kinase (PRKA) anchor protein 6 (gene akap6). The coding region runs from base 1 to 7335 and encodes 2444 amino acids. Lineage: Eukaryota; Metazoa; Chordata; Actinopteri; Perciformes; Cyclopteridae. Gene Ontology annotation, molecular function: protein kinase A binding; transmembrane transporter binding. The transcript has 22 exons. The record is from RefSeq and is a predicted model, not a curated record. Gene Ontology annotation, cellular component: sarcoplasmic reticulum; perinuclear region of cytoplasm.